This is a messenger RNA of Thelazia callipaeda (thelaziosis nematode), 987 nucleotides long. The record is from the annotation of a GenBank genome assembly. NCBI's taxonomy places the organism in Eukaryota, Metazoa, Nematoda, Chromadorea, Rhabditida, Thelaziidae.
AUGGAAUAUGCUAGGAAAGUGCAGAAAAAACGUCGUUUAAUGGUUGGAGCAUAUCGAGCGAGUAUGGAAUCCUUAUUUCCACUCUGUACACGAAAAAAACAAUCGAAGUUUCCUGCUAAAUUGCUUUUUGCCAAUCAAUAUGUAAUGAGAGAUUCUAUCAAUCCGUUAAAAUUAUUAAGAAAAGAUACUUUUCAUAACUAUGAUGAAUCUGGUGACAAGCAGCAGUAUGCUCCAGUAAUAAUUGGAUGUUUACCAACAGCUAACCAACAGGCGAAUAUGCUGACCUCAUUAGUUCAUAAUUUAAUCAUGCAUUUAUGUGUACUACAAAGAAAUACGAUGUUUCAGUUUGGUUCUGUGAAACUGAUGACAUUUCUUUCGGCUCAUAAUUUUGCAUUAGCGGUAUGUGCUCAAGAUGAAAAUAUGUGGUUUAUGUCAGCUGGAAGUAAACACAAAUCAUGGUUACUUAAUAAAUUAUUCACAAUUAAGCCAGUAUCUGGAUACUUGGGUUUUCCUCGUCAUACAUUCAGCCCCCAUUUUCCGCUACCUAGUUCUCUUCCUCACGAAAAAAAAUUUGAUCUGAUUGGUAUUAGAAAUGAAAAUCUGUAUUGUAUAGCAAUCGAACCAAGAAGUGACAUUAAUAUCAAUAAUCUUGAUUUGUUUACUGAUAAAAAUAUGGAUGACGGAAUAAUAAUGAACUCAAUGGAAACUUUGGUAAAAUACGCGUUUUGGAUAAUAUUUACGGGUAAAAUGACCGCUAAAACAAAGGUUGCUCAAAAACUGAGGGAGUGGUUUCCAAAGACAAGCAUCAAUAUAGAGUCUGUGGUUGAUUCUAAUACCAGAGUUGCAGACUUGAAACUUGAAGAAUUUGAUAAAAUUUUUUCUUUAAUCCACACAGAGAUUAACGAUGAUUUUAAACAUAUCAAUGAACUGAGGAGUUUUUAUGCAUAUUUUAUGCCUGCAGAUGAAAAUGUCAAAUUUGCCGAUUAA